Molecule: messenger RNA, 1096 nt
Organism: Dendronephthya gigantea
Lineage: Eukaryota; Metazoa; Cnidaria; Anthozoa; Malacalcyonacea; Nephtheidae
Exons: 1
Coding region: 140-1096 (318 amino acids)
Molecular function (GO): nucleic acid binding; zinc ion binding
Source: RefSeq, a predicted model, not a curated record
CUAUAAGUUAGAAGCAAGCAAGGACAUCCCGAGCAUUGAGUUAAUCGAAUACAACGGCGACCCGCUUACAUAUGUUGAAUUCAUUGAGCGCUUCAAAUUACACAUCCAUGACAAGUCUCAUCUCACCGAUAAUGUACGAAUGGUACAAUUGAAAAUGCAUCUAGCAGGCCGCGCCCGUCGCGCAGUAAGCGGUCUCGGCUCUCACGGGAAAAUGUACGCAACGGCAUUAAAAACUUUGAAAGAACAAUUUGGCACACCAAGCGCUAUAGCACGAGCACACAUCAGCAAGCUACUGGAAAGACGUAAAAUUCAGAGCAGUGAUAGACAGGCCCUACAAGAGUUGUCGUUUGAUGUCAUGAAUUGUGUCGCAACAUUAAAGCAAAUCAAUCGCCUCGCAGACGCAAACUCCAUCUAUAAUCUGCGCGACGUCGUCAAGCGGCUGCCUGACAACCUUAUAGAUAAAUGGAAAGCAGCAGCGACGGAUAUUAGGGAAAGGGGAGAAGCGCCUUCUCUUGAGCAUAUCGGACGAUUUCUGCGAAAGCGCGUGAAGGCUGAAUUCGACCCUGACUUUGGGGAUAUCCAGAAAUCCGAAGCCCGCUUCCCUCAGCGUGACAGGCGUGGGAUCGCUUCCGGACAAAGAGAAAAGAAAAAAAUCCAAUGCUACGUUUGCUCAGAAGACCACCGAGUGGUAGAAUGCCCUGUGUUUUCGAGCUGCUCCACCGAUGAGAGAAUCCAACACGUCAAGAAGCAGCGACUCUGUUUCUCCUGCCUCAACCGCGGUCACGUGACAAAGGAUUGUAGAUCCAAAGCAAAGUGUGAUGUAGACGACUGCACUCAUUUCCACCACCGCUUGCUACACGCCAGUAAAGAAACGAAUCCUAUAUUAGGUUCGGUGACUUCUGCCCUCGAUAGAGAUGGAAUUAUGCCAGUCGUCAGAGUCUGUUUCAAGUCCUCCAACGGCAACGUACGCGAAGGAAACGUGUUGAUAGACAGCGGCGCGGGUAUCACAGUCAUCCGAAAGUCAUUCGCCAAAGCCCUGGGUCUCCAAGGGAAGGAAAGAGAAGAUAAAUAUCGCAGUCGUUGGAGGAGAGAAUAA